Molecule: messenger RNA, 142 nt
Organism: Acaulospora morrowiae
Lineage: Eukaryota; Fungi; Glomeromycota; Glomeromycetes; Diversisporales; Acaulosporaceae
Source: the annotation of a GenBank genome assembly
CAAUAGCAGUAGUGAUCAAAGUAUUAAAGUUGAAAAUAAGAAAAGUUUAAAUAUUACCAAUAAAUCAGAUGAUAAAAACAUUAUAAAUUCCAUAUUACCAACACUAUUAGCUGGUGAUAAUGGAUUUAUAUUACUUCUUUAA